AUGGCCUCAUUCGAUAUCAACCAGGAACGUGCUGUGAUCCAGGAUGCUGCUGAAUUCUUGAAUGGUGAGAUCACUGCGCACUUCGGUGCAACGUGCGAAUUUAAGCCAAGGGUCCUGAUCAUCUGCGGAUCAGGAUUGGGCGGCAUCUCUCAUGUGAUUUCCAGUAAUCCUCAGCCUCUAUCCGUUCCAUACUCUGCCAUUCCAGGGUUCAAGGCCAGUACGAUUGUAGGGCAUGCUGGAGACUUGUUAUUUGGUUUCAUGAACAAGACUCCUGUUGUUCUCAUGAAGGGUCGGCUGCAUGGUUAUGAAGGUAAUACAGCGCAGGAAAUUACCCGUCCAAUCCGUAUUCUCAACGAAUUGGGGUCAAUUGGUGUAUUGGUCGUGACAAACGCAGCGGGGGCGGUGAACCCCGAGUUCAGCGCUUGUGAGCUCAUGUGUAUCAACGACCAUAUCAGUUUCCCAGGGCUAUGUGGAUUUCAUCCCCUCCGCGGCCCGAACUUCGAUGAAACUGGGCCGCGAUUCCUUGCUACGAGUGAUGCCUACGACCUUAAAUUGCGCCAGCUACUAUUUUCCAAACACAAGGAGCUUGGAAUUGCUCGGCGUCUACAUGAAGGUGUGUACGCACACGUAUCGGGCCCUACGUUUGAGAGUAGGGCGGAAUCACGUUUGAUUAGGCUUGUGGGGGCAGACUGCGUUGGAAUGAGCACAGUUCCUGAAGUGGUUGUCGCGCGCCAUUGCGGCUGGCGGGUUCUCGCGCUAUCGCUUAUUACCAACUGUGUCGUACUAUCUCCUGCUGCCAGCGCUUUGGAUACGAACCCUGUACCUUUGGAUUUGGGCAAGGCAGAACACUCAGAGGUUAUUGUAAACGCCGCAGCUGCGUCCGCUGACGUAGAGCAGUUGGUCGAAGCGGUGGUUGGUGCACUUUAG
Eremothecium gossypii ATCC 10895 is the source of this 927-nucleotide messenger RNA. RefSeq names its product purine-nucleoside phosphorylase (gene PNP1). Bases 1 to 927 code for a protein of 308 amino acids. The transcript has a single exon. Lineage: Eukaryota; Fungi; Ascomycota; Saccharomycetes; Saccharomycetales; Saccharomycetaceae. Gene Ontology annotation, cellular component: cytoplasm. Gene Ontology annotation, molecular function: purine-nucleoside phosphorylase activity. Gene Ontology annotation, biological process: nucleoside metabolic process. The record is from RefSeq and is marked provisional.